AUGGCAUCGUAUACGGCGGGGCGACGUUAUCUCCCGCGAAUGGCCCUUGCUCGGCCAGUGCUGGCCGAGGUCUUGGCUGCCGCCGACGGGGACCCCGGGACGAUGAGAGAGGGCGUCCGGCUCAAGGUGUGCGAGGCGUCACGUCGACUUCGCUGUCGAUGGGGAUCUCUCCCCAGAUGUGCAAUUCUUGGGCUUUGGUUCUCGAUCUGCGGAGCGUUUGGAUCCGUUCGGGCCUUCCCUCUCGGCGUUGCGGCGGAGCACUUAGCUUUCCCGACCCCUGCAGAAGAUGCUGCGAGAAGUGGCCGGGAGCAGCUGGGCGAAGGCGAGGAGUCUUGGGAGCAGCGCCAACCGGCCUUUGCUAGCGGGAUUGGGCCCGGCGGUGUAAAAGCAGCUCGCAAAGCAGGUGUGCCGGAGGAGCAGCUCGUCCGAAUGUCUCGGUUGGUCCAGAUCGGACAGGUCUUGAAGUUCAUGCAGAAGAUCGGGAGCGGAAGAACGACCUCGAAGACACCCUCGAGUGGGCGGAAGCCGGUGGCUCCGAAGGGGCCGGCGGGGCAGGUUCUUCAGGGCGAUCCAAGGCGGCGGCUUACCAGAAGUUGCGGAGUUUGCUCCGCACUGCUCCGGAGCAGAUCUCAGGCGAUCGAAGCCCUCAUGCUGGACGACUUCGUGGGAGCUCAGUCCAAACCGCAUCAGGAGGAGAGGAGGCUGUCGGUGCGAGGUUGGCUGGAACACCGGUCUCAUCUCCAAUCUUACGCAGGCCCUAUCCGGCAGGGCUGGACAUUGUCCACCGUGGUCGAUCUUUUGAAUGCUGGGCAGCCGGAACAGGCGAAAGCCACCGCGCUGUUAGCGAUCGCCGCUCUAGAUCAAUCCGCUAUAGACAGUGGGAAUUGGCUCUUAGCAGCCGAAUUCUCGAUGGAAAGCCCGCAGUCCUUCAGCAGCUUUCAGCGUCCCCGCCAACUCGACCCUCUGGAGUCGCGCCAAACGCGCAUAUCAGAUCACUCGGCGAAGAGGACCUGGGAGGUGGAAGCAGUCAGCCUCCACCGGCGCUGCCGCCUGGAGAUGGCGGUCGAGGGCGCUGGGUUGGAAUACCGCCCGUCCAACCACGCGUCGGUCUCAUCCUGGAGGUCGACCACCCAUGCCCUCCAGCACGGCGGUGACGUCCCGUCAGCGAGUGGCGGAAUCCGGGCGCCGCCCUCCAAUGUACGCUCAGACGAGGAUGGCGAGAAGACGCCCAGCGACGCCCCAGUGCCAGCCGUUGCCCAGCAUACGGUGUCUGGUUCUGGCGUCCGCGCCCUGCUUGGCUGUGUAAGCCGUGGCAAGUCGUGGAGCUGCUCCUGGCGUCCAGAUAACAGCGGCGUCCAGCUGGGACAUGACGACGUUCUCGAAGAGGAAGGCCAGGCGGCGCCCGUCAUGAAGACGAUCCUGAGCUUUUCUGUGCGCCAGGCUAUGAAGGCUGCACUGAUCGUUCGGGUCUCGAGGCUCAUGCUUGUGCCGACGAAAAUCUUCAGCCAAGCCAACCUGUUCCUAGAUUUGAUGGUCCGGCGGCUGGGGAAUGCCCUCCUGCUGGGCCCGGCGCCCGAGCUCCUACAUUUCUGCCCUCCGAGCUCUGGUCACAAUUCUUCGAAUGUCUUCGCAAGGCAAGUGCUCCCUUUCCUCCUUUUUCCAUUUCAUGCGGCUCUUACCUCGCAGCGAGCGGGGGCCUUCUUUUGCACUGGCUGGCCAUGCUGUGUGGCCCAUGCCAUUGCCGUUUCCUCGGCAUCUGCUUCCCGGCACAGUGGCGUGCUGUGGAAGUCUCGGGGCGGCACCACUGCUUGGAAUGAGGCUGGGCCCUUCUCUGCCAAGGACCUCGACUUGCUCAGCUACGCUGCCCCUUGCAAUGUGUUGCCGGUCGAGCCGUCCCGAUUGAAUUUCGUCGGCACCCCGAGUUUCGACCCGGUGCCUUUCUUGGAUUCGCGGAACCGGGCUACCUAUGCACGUCCCCUUGACUUUGCCAGGGACAUCCCAGAUGAAGAGGAGGUCUCGAAGGUGUCAGUGAGGGCCGAUCGACGCCAAACCGCCGAGCUUUUGCAGCUCCUUGACGAUACCGGACGACUUCACCUCUUCGACAAUUCGGAAGUCCGCCCGAGGCUCCAAAGUGGGCUUUUCUCUGUGGCUAAGGAUAGCCAGCGUGAUCGUAUGGUCUUAGAUGCGAGGCCACCCAAUCAAGCCGAACAGCAUACUGAGGAUCUCAAAGAAUCUUAUCACAGUUUCAUUGUGGGGCUGCGGCGAGCGAAGAGGAAUGUUUUUGCUUUGGAGUUGAGCUUUGACGAGGUGUCCCACCUGAAGGCGUGCUCCCGCGCUCCAGGGCUGCGUGGUUAUCCCAAGAAGUCUGAGGACGAUGGCUAUGGGCGGCUCCUCAGCAUCCUCGAUGCCGUCUAUGCUGUGCAGUGCCAUCGCGUCGAUGUCGACUUGCGGGCCCUGGGCUCGCCCUUCCUGAUCACCUCGGAUGCAUCAUCUACUGCCGAAGCAGCGGCCGGUGUUCGCAUCCCGGAACACCUCUCUGUCGAGUUGUGCUGCCACGGCCUUCAGCGGGCCUCUGGGCCCGACUUCUCUCUCCGAUGCAAGCCUACCGGAGAGCGGGGCGAGCUCCCAGAAGACCAAGGCAUGCCGGACGAGGUGUAUACGUCACAUCCUCUCUGGGAGGAGGUUUGCUCGACGCUGCAGUUCUUUCAAGUCGAGAGGAGCGCACUAGCCAGCUCCCUCUUCCCUGACAUCGAUACGUCCACCUGCAGGAGUUGCGUCGCUCCAUUCCGGGCCACUUGGCUUCCCGAGUCCGGGUGGCUUCUCGUUCUCCACGGCGGCGUAAUCACAGAUGAGAAAAGAGCAGCAUACCGGCCCGCCGCUGACUCCAGCGAAGUUCCCACGCUCAACAAGCCCCAGCAGGAGAUCCUGCCCAGAGGAAAGGGCACUGAGGAGAUCAGGGAAAGCCGAGGAAAUCUCGACGGCCGUGCGGCAGUCUCUGUCGGAGAGCGGGGUCGAUUCGCAAAGGACCCCAAGGCUGCCAAAGGUGACUCGCUGACUGGCUGGGAGCAUCUCUCCCUGCAAUCUGGCAGGGAACUGAAGACGAAGCCCGGCAUAGCCUCCCGAAUCACUCGAGCAAGGAGGCCUCCGAAAGAGCUCAAGCGCUUCGCUGACCCCGACGAGGCCCCUCCGCAGGGCUGCCUUCGGAAUCUUGGCAAUUGGGCAGUCGGCGACUCGCUUCAGGACGAACGGGCAGCUCUCUGGGGCAAGACUGCGGACGCGGGAUGGCUGGGAGAGUUUCGCCAGCUGGACCUCGCUCGGUGUGCAAGGUGUGAUCCUGAAGAAUCGGAGAAGCCACUAAUCCUGGAGGAUGGCGGUGAAGAUCUGUGGGACACUUUGUACCAGCACCCUGACCUUCUUGUUGAGGGUCAAAGGGUGUCUCCAGCCUGCCUGGACGAUGUGCUAUCCAAGUGGGAGCGCCUCGAGCCAACGCAGCACAGGACCCCGAUGCCAGAGCCGAUCCUAUGGGCUAUGGUCUCGCUGGGGAUUUCAUGGGGCUGGCACCGAUGGUCUGCUGUUACCUUUUUCUGUUUUCUUGGCUGCUGCAGGAUUGGUGAAGUACUGGGUUCCGUCAGGCGUGACUUGCUCACUCCCUGCGACCUUCUACAGACGGACCUGCGGUUCUACCUCGUCUUCAGGGAGCCGAAGACGCGAGGCCGCGGAGCUCGGGUGCAACAUGUUGCCGUCGAGCUUGAAAAGGCGUUCGCCGACUUCCUCAGCUCCGUGUGGGAAAGGCUGCCAUCGCGAGAGCUGCUUUUCCCUGGAAUUCCAGGAAUCUACAAAAGGAGAUGGGACAGCAUCUUGCCGCCCUUGAAACUCCAGCUCGAUUCAAACUUACUCCCGGCUCACUCCGAGGGGGCGCCUGUGUCGGAUGCGGCUACAGAACCAGUCGACUCUGGCAUACUACCUUCAGGAAGUUUCUGCAGAGUCGGUUCUCCCGAGAUUGCCAGCUCACUCCCGAGAAAACGUUAUUUCAGCUUCAGCUCUGCUUCCACACUUGUUCCGAUGUUCCCCAGCGCACUAGCUGCCACGCCCUCUGGACUGUCUUUUCGCUGUUGGCCGGUGUCGGCGGGUGGAGCUUCUUGCUGCUGUGCAGCUGGUGCAAAGAGCACCUUCGACUCCAGCCGGAUGGAAAACGGAUCUGCGCGGAAGCAGCCACGAGUUAACAUGACAAACAUGUUCACUUGGGUCCUGCAGUUUAUCUCGACCCUCCCGCCCGCCCGGGAGUUUCUUGCUGCUGUGCAGCUGGUGCAAAAAGCACCUUCGACUCCAGACUUUUCGCUGCGCCGGAUGGAAAACGGAUCUGCGCGGAAGCAGCCGCGAGUUAACAUGUUUAUUCCCUCUUCGGCAACAGACCAUCGAAAGGAAGGUAUAGACGUGGUCCGGCUGAGCGAACCCACGAGUGUUCCACUUCGUGAUGCUGCCGAUCUAGUCACGUGGACCGAGGACGUGUGUCAAGUUCUGGCUGAGUGCGUAGCUGAGGCGAUGCAGCGCCCUGUCGAGCUUGAAUGCCCCGGACUUUGGGCACCUUUCCCAAUUCUCCGAUCUUGGCUGUCCGCUCACGGGUUUGUCUGCGGCCAGUCUGGACUCAGAUCUCUGUGCUAA
Symbiodinium sp. CCMP2592 is the source of this 4662-nucleotide messenger RNA. The record is from the annotation of a GenBank genome assembly. NCBI's taxonomy places the organism in Eukaryota, Dinophyceae, Suessiales, Symbiodiniaceae.